Anoplopoma fimbria (sablefish) is the source of this 1140-nucleotide messenger RNA. RefSeq names its product BH3 interacting domain death agonist (gene bida). NCBI's taxonomy places the organism in Eukaryota, Metazoa, Chordata, Actinopteri, Perciformes, Anoplopomatidae. Gene Ontology annotation, biological process: positive regulation of release of cytochrome c from mitochondria; positive regulation of extrinsic apoptotic signaling pathway; apoptotic mitochondrial changes. The coding region runs from base 194 to 796 and encodes 200 amino acids. Gene Ontology annotation, cellular component: cytosol; cytoplasm; mitochondrion. The transcript has 4 exons. The record is from RefSeq and is a predicted model, not a curated record.
UACUAACAAACAAAUCUCCAGUUGUAGUUCUGCUUUACGUUACAUGUAUGCUUGAAAUGUAUUGUUAGCGAAUGUAGCAUUGAGAACUUAAGUUAGCUUUAGCUAUAUAUAUAUAUAUAUAUAUAUUUAUAGCCAGUUUUCCCGGCAAUCCGUCAUAUUUAUUCCGUAAAUGUAAGACCGAGAGUCAUUACCGAUGGAUAACAUGGGGAAUCUGACCAGCGGGGGAAGCGCCGCUCUCAUUUUGGCCUUCCUUCAAGCCGACUGCGGAACUUCAGAGUACAAGAAGGAGCUCCUCUCCCUGGGCAAGGACUUUAAUCGGGGGGAUAUCAACCGUAACGGGCCCAGGAGAGACGUGCUGGACGAUGGAGACCUCGAAACUGAUGGUCACAUGUCCAGCUGCAUCAUCAGAGAUGUGCAGCCUUCAGUGGAGCUGCAGUGGCCUGGGAACCCUGGAGAGGAAGCAGAUCUUCAGCAGAUUGGAGAAGAGCUGCGAGAAAUCGCAGACCAGCUUCAACACGAUGUUGUAGCUGAUGCUACCCAGAACCUCAGCAGGAACAUAUCAACCUCCUGCCCUGGACAGUGGAAAGAUCACCUUAAGCGGGAGGUGGACAGAGUGAUGAGGCAGGGCGUGGGUCUAGAGCAUCUACCCCAGGAGCGUGUCAUCAUGGCCCUUACUCUCACCCUGGUGAAGAGAGUGUGCAAGCAGACCCCUCGGCUGCUCCGAAAUCUCUUCAACGCAGUACUUGAACUCUGCAAGUUCCAGGUGACUUCUGAGCUGCAGGCUGAGAGGAAAUAACUGAGAAACGUGUGGUGGAGAACAGCCGAAUCUGAAACUGGCAUCUGCUCCUCGAGACCAAUCGACUGUGAAAAGGAGCUGUGUUGACCAUACAGAAGUAAAAACACUUUUUCAAACUAUGGAAAGUGACGAUGUAUUAUCUGAGUUUACAGUCAUAUUUUGAAAACAGGGAAAUAGGUUGAUUUUGAGACCUGAAUAUUUACAUUACUUGAUCUGUUUGCUAUUGCUUAAAAAUGCAUUUUAUACUUGAAAGACAUGCUCAUUUUGUAUUUGAUUAAUUUCCUUUUGGCAUAUACGUGUAUGGCUAUUAUAUAGUGUUAUAUGAAUAAAUAUAUUUUCCCGGU